Molecule: messenger RNA, 2566 nt
Organism: Andrographis paniculata
Lineage: Eukaryota; Viridiplantae; Streptophyta; Magnoliopsida; Lamiales; Acanthaceae
Product: cyclin-dependent kinase F-4-like
Exons: 19
Coding region: 920-2284 (454 amino acids)
Biological process (GO): intracellular signal transduction; protein phosphorylation
Cellular component (GO): nucleus; cytoplasm
Molecular function (GO): protein serine/threonine kinase activity; ATP binding
Source: RefSeq, a predicted model, not a curated record
AUCCAAAUCAAAAUCAAACUGCUCCGAAAAUUUCUCUCUCUACUUUCUUAGGGCUUCCCAAUUUCUUCCUUCAAAAUCGACCCUCCCUCUCUCUCUCUCCUUCUCCCUCCACAACACCGGAAGAACGACAACAGGCAUUCCGAAAUCCCUUCCCCGCGUGUCGUGGGGGCUAAAUCUCCUGAUUUCCCAACCUUUUUCUUGCAAUCCAAUCCAAGAUUCGCACACAAUUAUGCUUCCUUCUAGUUUGCCCUUCGCCACUCGCAUAUAUGCGCCGUUGGUCCCUCACAAUUGCCGUCAAUUUCAUCGCAGUAACGCAAGGGAGGCGCUGGAUUCGAGGCCCAUAAAGAUUUUGAUUGUGAAUUAGGGUAUAGAAAUCGAGCGGCGUAAUCGGGAUUCUUCCCCGCUGGUGGCAUCGACUUUCGAAGUAAGGAGGUUAUUAUUGUCUAGGAUAUGGAGCAUCUUUUCAUCUGUUCACAUUCCUGCCAUAGCCAGUUUUUUACAUUCCGUGGACUUAUCAAUCGCCGAUUCAUCGUUCUUGGAGAUUUUCUUCUUGUGUCCUUUGUCAAUUAUACUUGAGAGCGAAUUAAUCACCUCAGGAGGCCGAAUGCAUACAUUUCACAGAUAGAGUAUGGGUCUUCUUUUUGUGCACUUGUGCAAGUGAGUUGCAUAGAUUAUAAUAUAGUGGACGCUGGUCUUGCUGUCGAUCCAGUUACACUGUCGAUCAUCUUUUGCAAUACCAUUGUGCUUACGGCCUUUUGUUGUCUUUUCGCGGCACGCAUAUAAGGUCUCAAGUUUGCGGGUAUUGGAAGAUAAUUGUUUGCAUUACUGAGUACUAGUUGUCGCUACAGUAGCUUUACUGGCUACUUGUCUAUUCCCCACCAAUAAACAGUUUAUCUCACGUGCGGUUGAACUCACUGCAAUGGAGAGGUACACUGUUCUUGAGGAAGUUGGUCAUGGUACAUUUGGAAAUGUCUGGAAAGCUUUAGUGAAGCAUUCUGGUGAAGUGGUUGCUAUAAAGAAAAUGAAGAAAAAAUAUUCUUCAUGGGAGGAAUGUUUAAAUCUGAGGGAAGUAAAGUCUCUGACAAAAAUAAACCAUCCAAACAUAAUCAAGCUCAGGGAAGUCAUCAAGGAAAAGGAUGUCCUGUACUUUGUCUUUGAUUACAUGGAAUGCAAUAUGUUUGAGCUUAUAAUGAGAAGAAUAAAUGGUUUCUCUGAAGUUGAAGUGAAAAAUUGGUGCUUUCAAGUUUUUCAAGGUCUUGCAUGCAUGCACCAACGGGGAUAUUUCCACCGUGACCUCAAGCCAGAGAACCUGCUGGUAUCGAAGGAUCACCUAAAAAUUGGUGAUUUUGGCCUUGCCCGGGAGAUCAAUUCUCAACCCCCAUAUACUGAUUAUGUUUCAACUCGCUGGUACCGAGCCCCUGAAGUUAUGCUCCAAUCUGUAAUAUAUGGUCCUCCUGUUGAUAUGUGGGCAAUGGGUGCAAUUAUGGCUGAAUUACUCACUCUUCGCCCGCUAUUUCCUGGUACAAGUGAGGCGGAUGAGAUAUAUAAGAUAUGCUGCAUCAUUGGAAGUCCAACCAGAGAUAAUUGGGCUGAAGGGCUUGAUCUUGCCAGUGCUAUAAAUUACCAGUUUCCUCAGGCUAAAGGAGUGCAUCUUUCUCUGCUGAUGCCUGGUGUUAGCAAGGAUGCGGUUAAUCUUAUUUCUUCACUCUGCUCGUGGGAUCCGCACAAGAGACCAACUGCAACUGAGGCCCUUCAACAUCCUUUCUUCCAGAGCUGCUACUACAUAUCGCCGUCCCUGCACUCUAAACCUGUUCUCGCUAGAACUCCACCUUCUGUUGGAUCUAUGGAGGAGCUAGAAAGUGGUAGGAAGUAUCCGGCAACUGUAUUGAACCCAAAGCUAGUGAACAGUUAUUCUUCUGCCAAGCUAUAUGCAACUUCAGGCGCACAAAGAAAGUUGGACAUGAAUAAUCAAGUGCGGAAUGUCCCUAAAAAUGACAAAAACCAGAACUAUGUGAAACAACACUGGAAGUCUCAGCCACCGGGACUAAAUGUCUACGGUGGGUACAUGGGAAUAGGAAAGCCGCGGGAGAUGUCUGAUACUAUAGAGCAAUUGCAGAAAAUGACGGUGGGAGCAGGCAGGCCAUCGGCAAAGCCAUCACCUUCACCUUCACCUUCACCUUCACCUAUGAAGGCCGGAGGAUGGAAUCAGCAACCUGAUUUAUUUAUGCGGCAACGACAAGAACUUCAGCCGGGAAGAUCUUAUGUCAAGAAGGCGGUCAGAUAAAAAUAUGAGAUCAAGAUAUGCUUACGCUGUCUAUCUCUCUCUAUAUGUUAGUUAUAUAGAUGAUGAUGGUGAUAUAAAAGGGUGUUUUUGUCCGGGACUUGGAGAUUUUAUGUUUGGGAGGGAGUGUGGUGUGUGGAUACAUGUUCGUUCUAGCUUUGUGUCUUUUUGAAUGUUUGGAGAUCAGACUGUUAUUUGCUGUUUGGAGACAAAUUAUUAGACUUCUUUUGAUUUGCGUAUUGAAUUCUGGAAAUAUAAUGGACAUGAGUUUUCUUUGAUUUUUAA